Messenger RNA from Rhagoletis zephyria (snowberry fruit fly), 3639 nucleotides. Lineage: Eukaryota; Metazoa; Arthropoda; Insecta; Diptera; Tephritidae. The record is from RefSeq and is a predicted model, not a curated record.
AUGGCAAAGAAGACUAAAAAGAACCUGACCAAGGAGCAGGAGCAAGCUGCGCAGCAGCUGGACGACCUCGGGAACAGACUCCAACUGAUCUACGGGAUCGUGGCCAGCGGCACGAACGACCUGCGGGCCACGCCGUACGAACUUAGCGAUUGCAUCACCCUGACAGACUCGGUCGGUGAUUUAGCUACCAUCAUCGGCCCAACCCAGGACGCCAUCGAGUACUACAAUCUCAUCGGCAAGAUCUCCGAUCUGCUGAAGAAGCAACAGAACAGCACCAGCAGUGUGCCCACGGUGCAGACAUCGGCCACCAGCCAGGCUCCGGCCAGUGUGGUGGUCCGACCGGCUAUCUGCACAGUCCAACCCUUUGAUGGCUCUCCUGCUCGCUAUAAGCAGUUUGAGCAGCUCUUCGAGGACAUCAUCGAGAGCGACGGCGGCUAUUCUGACGCCGAGAAGUUUGUUGCCUUCAAAAAUCUGGUCGGCCAUCACGGAGACCAGUUCAUCAGCAGCCUGCGCCCCAGCAGUGGUGGGCUGCAAAAAGCCAAAGAGCGCCUUAAGCGCUACUACGAUGACCCCGUCCUCGUACGGGAGGACGCUACGGAGAAGAUCAAGAAGCUGGAAGCCGUCGACUGGGCCUCUACCCCUUCUUUCAAACUACGUGCCACGUCAAACGUCCUUGAGGAGGCUGUCCAGUCGCUCAAGGACUGCAACACCGACCCAAACUACCUGGGCGAUACCGUUUUCACCCUGAUCGGAUCUAAGCUCCCUCGCGACGUGAUGGCCCGCUACAAGCGCGGCAACCGAGCCGGAAGAGAUGUCGAGGAGCUUGUGAAGCUUUUCGCGGAAGAAGUAGAGCUUCAAACUGAAGUGAACGACGCUCGACGCCAGCCAGGAGCCAAAGUGCUGAAGCCGACCACGAUCCAAACUAAACCGAAGCGGGUGUCUGUCAAUGCAAUGACUACCCCAGUGUCUUCUCAAACCAGCGGUCCACCAGGGCCCUUCUCAACUACUACCUCUUCUCUUUCUCCCCCUACUACUACUACUUCUUCUUCUACCAUUAUAAAUAACAACACUAACACCCGUUCCCCUGCAGUGUGCCUCUUCUGCAACGACUCUCACGCCACCAUCUUCUGUAACCAGCUCGACGCCGGCACACGUCGAAUGAAGGCCAGCCAGCUGGGGCUGUGUUUCCUUUGCCUGCGCAAGGGUCACAGUGUGAGCGUGUGCCGAUCGAAGUUUGUCUGCCGUUGCGGACAACGCCACGCUUCAGCGAUCUGCACCCACCAGUCGGUGCCUAUCGUCCAGCAGUCUCCACCAAGUCCCCACCAACAAACGCAGGCUCCACAGCAGCCGCUGCAGUCCAGUUUUCAGCAGCAGCAGCCGAGCAGCCAGCAACAGAAACCGAAGCCGAACAACAACAACAACUGCCCACCAUCGGCUCAGACGGGCGCAAAGACGCCAGCGAUCACGAGCGGCAGUCAACAGCCCUCAGGAGUCCCCGUCAUGAGCGCUUUGGUCAGCAACAGGCAGAAAGUGACUAAGAAGGAGCCUUCCCAAACGACCUUCUACAAAACGGUCUUGGUGGAGGUCAGCGGGCGGAAAGUCCGCGCACUUCUCGACGAUGCCGCUGGGCGCUCAGUGAUCAGUGAGCGUCUAGCUGACGAACUGAACCUGCCCGACUCAAGUCCGGCCAACAUCAAUUUCACCUCGCCACUGAUCACCGGCCAGGGCCAAAACAGUGAGCGCCGAGUGACUGUGGCGAUGAAGUCCACGACCAGCGGCUACAACUUUGCUGUCCAAUGCAAUGUGGUCGCUCAACUGAACCCGAUGACGCUCGAAGCAAUCUCGCCCAGCGUCAAAGCGAAGCUUGCUAGCCAGGGCUACAGCAUCGCCGACAUUGACUCGACCGAGCAGCAGCAGUACCCUGUUGAACUGAUCAUAGGCAUACCAGAAUGCCUCGACCUGGUGCUGUCCUCGCCUAAGAAAUGGCAGAAUGGACUGUACCUGAUUGAGACCGGUUUCGGCUGGACCGUCUCCGGGCUGAGUGGGCUCGUGGAGUCCCUCCGACGUGAGUCCAAGUACAAUGACCAGUACCUGAACUUCCUCUUUACCACUGAUGAUCAGCUCCAGCAGCAACAAUCACUCUCUACCACCUUCAGUGACGGACCAACCAAGGAAGAGAAGGCCUACGUGGCAAAGUACCAGCAGGAAAAGCUGGAGUACAAGGACAACAAGUACACCGCCGGAUUCCCAUGGAUCAGCGGCUUCGACCUCGCAGACAAUUACCAGAUCGCCUACUCACGUUUUGUGCGACUGGUGAGAAGUCUGAAGAGUCGAGGCUUGCUCGACAUGUACGAGAAGGCGAUCCGCGAACUGAUCAACAACUUCGCGGAGGUUGCCCCACCAGUCGAACCCAACUCGCCCAAGAGGGUGUACUACCUGCCCCACCACGCAGUGUACCGACCUGACAAACCGACCACGCCCGUGCGCGUCGUCUUCGACGGCUCUUCCCACGCCACCGGGGAGAGCCCGUUAAAUGACUGCAUGUUCAAGGGCGCCACUGAUUGGGACGCCGUCCGACUAUUGACUCAGUUUCGGUUCGGUGACACUGCAGUGGUGUCUGACAUCUCCAAAGCUUUCCUCAUGAUUGACGUUCAUGAGGACGAUCGCGAUGCCCUCCGCUUCGUCUGGAGCGACGAAGGAGGCCGACCCACCACCUACCGCCUGACGUCAGUUCCGUUCGGGACCAGCGCCAGUCCGUUCAUUCUCUAUGCCGUACUGCAGGCCCACUACGACCGCCACUCUGCUGACUUCGGCGACGUGGUGCCAGUGGUCCGCGGCCGACAGUACGUCGACGACACCAUGCUGACCUUUUUCGGAAAAUCCACCGAUGAGCUGAACGCCUUCUGUCAGCGGUUCACCGAGCUGAUGGCUAAGGCCAACAUGAAAAUGUCCAAGUGGCAUUCGAACGACCUCGAGCUCAACCGCCUCUGGGCAUCCGACGACGCGACCAGCAGCAAGGUGCUCGGUCACAAAUGGGAGCUACCUCCUGACACGCUGUCACUGACCAUUGGCAUCGAUGAACGUCAGUUACCGACCAUCAUGACCAAGCGGACGUUCGCCUCAGUGCUGGCGUCCAUCUACGACCUGAUCGGCAUUGCGGCUCCUUUCGUGGUGCGUCUACGAAUGGAGCAGCGUCACCAGUGGUCCCAAGGCUACGAGUGGGACCAGCCGUUCGAACCAGAGUACCAACAACAACUCGUUGACCUGCUGGCAGACGUUCGACUUGUCAACCAGCUGACCAUCCCUCGAAACGCCGUCGAUGACCCAGGCGGCACCAACAACCUGAUCAUCUUUGCCGACGCUUCUCUGUCCGCCUACGGUGCAGUGGCUUACUGCUACACCGCUGACCGCAGCACCUUCCUGAUGGCCAGAGCCAAACUGGCAAAGAUCAACCCAAAUAAAACUAACAGCGACACGAUUGUCGAGCUCGAGCUGAAGCGACACACAGAUCCUCAGCGACUCGCUGAUCAACCUGAAGCGACUGGCCAAACACCCGAACAAGUCAGAGCCGGCGUUAGCCAUCCGACUAUCAAACCUGAAGUCGAUCAUCAAUGCGACCUACCACCACGUGUCCACUGA